GUGGUGACCCAYGCGUAUGAUUCCGUCCAGCCUUUUACAUUUGCGCUCAUACUUCCGACUGCGCUCAGCAUACAUGGAAAACGAUUUCGCUUUGUGAAUGUCCGCCGGGAACAGCUCAUAAAUUGCACUCACAAAAAAAACAGUUCACUUCAUCACUGUGUUUUGAUACAAGUCGAAAAUGUGAUUUUUCUCAAGGGGGAUAUAGAGUCGUAAAAUGGUUUUGGGACCCAGCGUCUCCACAAGGAAAUGGGAGUUUCUGCAUUUAUGGGUACAUGAAUCUAUGUUCCGGGGGCCCGAUGCCUGUGAUGGAGGAAGUAGAUAUCAGCGGCAGUGAGAGCAACAGCAUGCCGAAGAGGAUUGCUCUCAUCUGCUUCCUUUCCCUGGUGAUGCUCAUGAGUGUCCUGGGGAACCUCCUGGUCAUGACAGCUGUCUGCAAGGACCGCCAGCUCAGGAAAAUCAAGACCAACUACUUCAUAGUAUCGCUGGCCUUUGCAGACCUGAUGGUGUCGGUGCUGGUGAUGCCGUUUGGUGCCAUAGAACUGAUUCACCAGAACUGGAUUUAUGGAGAAACCUUCUGCCUGGUCCGGACAUCUCUAGAUGUACUGUUGACAACAGCCUCCAUAUUACACCUAUGUUGCAUUGCUUUGGACAGGUACUAUGCCAUCUGCUGCCAGCCACUGGUCUACAGGAAUAAGAUGACACCACUGAGAGUGGCUCUUAUGUUAGGAGGAUGCUGGGUAAUCCCCACCUUUAUAUCCUUCCUACCCAUAAUGCUAGGAUGGAACAGUAUCGGAAUAGACCAUUUGAUAGAGGAACGGAAGUUCAGCGGUGAUGCAGCCAACUCGACGGCGUGUGUCUUCAUGGUCAACAAGCCCUACGCUCUGACGUGUUCCGUGGUGGCCUUCUACAUCCCUCUGGUUCUGAUGGUACUGGCCUACCAGCGUAUCUAUGUGACUGCACGGGCGCACGCACGACAAAUCGGCGUGCUGCAGCGGGCAGGGGGCGCUGCCGCCUCGGCAGACAGCGCCGACCACCAGCGCAACCACCGCAUGCGUACGGAGACCAAGGCGGCCAAGACUCUGUGCAUCAUCAUGGGCUGUUUCUGCCUGUGCUGGGCCCCCUUCUUCAUCACAAACGUGGUGGACCCCUUCAUAAGCUAUACAGUGCCCGACCAGCUGUGGGCAGCGUUCCUGUGGCUGGGUUACAUUAACUCCAUGCUCAAUCCCAUUCUCUAUGCCUUCUUGAACAAGUCCUUCCGCCGUGCCUUCCUCAUCAUCCUCUGCUGUGGGAGAAAGCGUUACAGCGUCAGGCGGCCAUCCAUACUAGGGCCAGGGCCCCCCUGCUCGGCCACACAGAUCAACGGCUCCACACAUGUGCUCAAGUAUGCUGCCCUGCACAAUGGAAACCAUAUUGAAAAGGAAAAGCAGUCGUUGCAAAAAGAGGACACAGAGUCGCCGGAGUCCUGCUUCUGACAACCACAGACAGUCAGACAGACACUACCCUGUGCAAUCUGAGACAGGGACUGGGUCGGAACCAGAUCCAGCCCUAGAGGGAGUCAUUCUAAGGCGGCCUCUCCCACUGAGAGACAGCCAAACCAACAACAUGUUUGGACUGAAUUCUUAGUAGCGGGAUCGAUUAUGGACUGUGGAAUACUUUAAGGUGAAUAAUGUUGCCAAAGCUAUUUGAUAUUAACUUUGUUUUAAGAUAUGUCGUUUCAUAUUUCCUUUGCUUAGAAAAGGAAGAAAAACACUCUAUCUUUCUGAUCCACUAUAGUUAGCUCUGUUAGUUAACGGAUGUUCCAGUAAUGCUUAGUGUUAUCUGUCACCAAUAUAAACAUUUCAAUAAGCUUUAUUGAUCUAAGGAGGUGCAAUUUCAAACAGGCAGAGGGCUCAUAACCCCUUCAUUUAGAAUGAAGCAUUAACUUGAAAAUGUUCUCAUUUUAUUCAACUUCAGGUCUCUUAUCUCUCCCUGUCAUUGGUGCACUAUACUCAAUCAGCCUAGAUCCCAUAACGUUCCUUUGAUGCUCUGCAUAAUCGUCAAAAGCCGAAAGUGAUAAAGUAUUUUAACACACCCACGGUAUUGUAUGGUAUGUGAUGAAAUAAUUCAGCCCCUGGAGUGCACUAUUAGCUACUACACUUUACAAAUGAUCCCUUCUCUCUCAUGGCUCCCCUCUCAGAUGUCGACAAAGAUGGACCGUGCAAUAAGACGGACAUGUUUUGAAAGAUGGUGGUUGCUGAAGCAAUUGAAUCUUGGUCACAGUAUUUUCCCUCCUACUGAUGUGUGUUGUCUACUACAGAGUACGUGCAUACUACGUCCAGUAUGUGGGUGUAUGCUUGAGAUCAUGUCCUAUACUUCAUGAAGUGCCCCUCUCAACACCACACGUGUUUAGUCUAGUCCACAGCAACAUCCCAUUUCUUAUGCAUUACUAACAGGAGUCCGAAAACAUUUGCUAGAGUGUACUCCAAUUUUCCGGCAUUUUGUAUUCAUGAACAAUCCGAGGUAUCCCUUGAAAUGUAUAUUUACCUUGCACCUGAAAUGUAAACAUUGACUUUCUUUUCCUGUGCUAUUCCAAAGCAAACCAUUCCAUUUGCUGAAACCUUCAGUAGGCUACCAAUGAUGACUAGCUCGUUUAAAAGGCAAUCGCCACCAAAGCCAGCAUUUCAUUUUCUAUGAGUCACCAAAUAGAGGCUCAAUGGUUUAGUUAAUAACAUUCUGUCCAAAGCACUGGGAAUAUUUCCUUUCAGAAAACAAUGCAAAGAGAUCAUACAUAGUCAUAUACAGCAGGAUGUAAAGAAUACCAACUGCAUUUUCCCCAUACGUUCAUCCGUUAAACACACAUUCAAGCGACGUAUCCCAGCAACUUAAACAAAAUGACCCUGUUGGUUGAACUUCCUGAUGAAAUGUCCAGUCUUAAAGGGGCAGUGCAGUCAAAAACAUUAUUUACAAUUUUUUUGUAUGAUAUUUCCAGACUAUCAGGUCGAAAUAACACCCUGAAAUUGUGAAAAUUAUGAAAAUGCCCUUUUAGUGUAAGCUUUUUGAAGAAAAACCAGCAGACACUAUGCCCUCCAUGGAAUGAGUUUGACACCCCUACCCUAGAGUCUAGACCAGAGUCUCCCAACCCUCUCCUCAGAUGUUUCACAUUUGAGUUUUAACCCUAAACUACCACAUCUGAUUCAAUUAGGCAAAGGCGUGAGGAUUAAUUGACUAAUUGAAUCAGGUGUGCCAGUUUAGAGUUAAAACAAAAAUGUGAGAGGGUUGGGAAACCCUGGUCUAGAUGAUCUAAUCAGAUGUAUCAGUACAUCCACACGAUCAGUCUGAGCAUUUCAAUGGCAAAAGAAGGCUCAGGGAAAUAAAUGAUAGACAAAUAUAAUUUUAUUUAUUAUCAUGAAAUAAACACCCAGUGAUUUAUUAGACACUGAGUGAUGAUUUUUUUAAAUUAAUUAAAAAGACUGCAUGAGGCUUUAAUAGAUAGCCCAGCAGAUGAUCCUCAUGAGCAGAGGAUCCUCAUGUUUUUUAUAAUGUACAUGUUGAUACAUAAAUAUCAGAAUUACCAUUAAGUUGUCUCUGAGUGGGGUGUUUGGGGCAAGGUUGAGUGUGUUACGCAGUGUCCAGUAGCAUUAAGCCAUAAGUCAUUACAUCCAUCCUGUCUUCCUCCUUACAAAACCAAAAUGAUAGUCACUCCCUCCUUCACUCCUGUCCUUGGACUCAAUCUUUCCCCUGAAGAUUCAUGGGAAGUAAUAAUAACUUCGAGUUUUAUUUGAGGAAAUAUUCAGAAUAUAUCUAGAUAGACUUUACAGGGCAUGAUCUUCAGUGGCAAUGACAGCUCUUCUAUUCAAAGGGUUUUGGUCAAUACAAAUGUUCUUGUUUUUUCCUGCAACAACUGACAGCUAAAUGUAUUUAGAAUAUAUACACUGAGUUUACAAAAUGUUAAGG
This is a messenger RNA of Salvelinus sp. IW2-2015, 3933 nucleotides long. RefSeq names its product 5-hydroxytryptamine receptor 4-like. Lineage: Eukaryota; Metazoa; Chordata; Actinopteri; Salmoniformes; Salmonidae. Gene Ontology annotation, molecular function: G protein-coupled serotonin receptor activity. Gene Ontology annotation, cellular component: plasma membrane. The record is from RefSeq and is a predicted model, not a curated record. Gene Ontology annotation, biological process: chemical synaptic transmission; regulation of appetite; adenylate cyclase-activating adrenergic receptor signaling pathway.